GAGGAAAUUCCCCGGCAAAACCCAACCCUUCAAUGAGUUCCACCCAAAGUGCGACGAGAAGAAUCCUCCACAACCCGAACACGGUGGUUUCCGCCUGCCACGCGAAACAGCUCCACGCGCAAAUCGUGAAAGCCAGAGCAACACCGCACUCUCACUCCCUCGCGUGGGUCUGCAUUAUCAAAUGCUACACCGCGUACGGCCUCCUCCGCCACUCCCUCGCCACCUUCAACCUCAUGCGCGCUUCCGGCGUCUCCCCCGACCGCCACGUGUUUCCUUCCCUCCUCAAAGCGUCCACGCUUCUCAAACACUUUCCUCUAGCUCAGUCGCUCCACGCCUCCGCCAUUCGCCUCGGCUUCCACUUCGAUUUGUACACCGCCAACGCGUUGAUGAAUGUCUACUCCAAAUUCCACCCCCACCUUUCCGCCAACCACGUGCUCGACCAAUUUCCCCAAACGCAACACUACCAUAAUAAUUAUAAUAAUAGAAACAAUGUUAAUAAUAAUUUUACUGUGAAAAUAGACUCUGUUAGGAAGGUGUUUGACAGAAUGCCUGUUAGGGAUGUUGUUUCGUGGAACACUGUUAUUGCCGGGAAUGCGCAGAAUGGUAUGUAUGAAGAGGCGUUGGACUUGGUUAGGGAAAUGGGUAGGCAAAACUUGAGGCCUGAUUCCUUUACUUUGUCUAGCGUUCUUCCUAUUUUUGCGGAGCAUGUUGAUGUUAUCAAAGGAAAGGAAAUUCAUGGCUAUGCCGUUAGACACGGGUUUGACAAGGAUGUUUUCAUUGGAAGUAGUUUGAUUGAUAUGUAUGCGAAGUGUACUCAUGUGGAGCUCUCCGUUCGUGCCUUUUACCUCUUGUCUAAUCGAGACGCCAUUUCGUGGAACUCCAUCAUUGCUGGCUGCGUGCAGAAUGGGAGAUUUGAUGAGGGGCUCGGGUUCUUUCGUCUAAUGUUGAAGAAGAAGGUAAAGCCAAUGCAGGUUUCAUUCUCGAGUGUUGUACCGGCCUGUGCUCACUUGACAGCCUUGAACUUGGGGAAGCAACUUCAUGGAUAUAUAAUUAGACUUGGGUUUGAUGGUAACAAGUUUAUAGCUAGCUCUUUGGUGGACAUGUAUGCCAAAUGUGGUAAUAUUAAGAUGGCUAGGUAUAUUUUUGACAGAAUAGAGAUGCGUGAGCGUGACAUGGUUUCUUGGACUGCCAUCAUUAUGGGAUGUGCGAUGCACGGGCAUGCCCUUGAUGCAGUUUCCUUGUUUGAGAUGAUGUUACUUGAUGGAGUGAAGCCAUGUUAUGUGUCAUUUAUUGGUGUUUUAACUGCCUGUAACCAUUCUGGGUUGGUGGAUGAAGGAUGGAGGUAUUUUAACAGUAUGCAAUCGGAUUUUGGUAUUGCUCCUGGCCUGGAGCACUAUGCUGCUGUUGCGGACCUUCUUGGUAGAGCUGGAAGAUUGGAGGAAGCCUAUGACUUUAUUUCUAACAUGGCAGUGGAACCAACAGGAAGUGUGUGGUCAGCAUUGUUAGCUGCUUGCAGGGCUCAUAAGAAUAUUGAAUUGGCUGAAAAGGUUGUUGACAAAAUACUUUUGGUUGACCCUGAGAACAUGGGGGCGUAUGUUAUGAUGUCCAACAUCUAUUCAGCCGCCCAAAGAUGGAGAGAUGCUGCGAAAUUGAGAGUCCACGUGAGGAAAAAGGGCUUGAAGAAGACUCCAGGAUGCAGCUGGAUUGAGGUUGGGAACAAAGUACACACUUUUCUGGCUGGAGACGAAUCACAUCCAUAUUAUGACAAAAUAAAUGAGGCGUUGAAGAUUUUGUUGGAACAGAUGGAGAAAGAAGGUUACGUCCUUGACACAAAGGAGGUGCUACAUGAUGUUGAUGAGGAGCAUAAACGCGACCUGUUGCGCACCCACAGUGAGAGACUUGCCAUAGCAUUUGGCAUCAUUAGCACUACUGCUGGUACAACCAUCCGUGUAAUAAAGAACAUCCGGGUGUGCGUGGAUUGCCACACUGCAAUUAAAUUUAUGGCAAAGAUUGUUGGCAGGGAAAUCAUUGUAAGGGAUAAUAGCCGAUUUCACCAUUUUAGAAAUGGAUCUUGUUCAUGUGGAGACUACUGGUGAAAUAGCAACUAUGACUAGAAAGGGGAAACCAAGCAUGUCGACAUUAUAACUGCAUAAGCAGUACUAAACUGAGAGGUUGAGUAAAAAUGCUACGAAAUCAGUGUAAAAAAGACAGACUAUAAUCAAGGCAAAAAAUUGGUUAAGAAGUUGGUUGCCAUGCCAUAGGAAAGCCAUGCCAUCAAAAUUGUAUUUGAGAUAAGGCCUGUGUGCUCUCAGCUUUUUGAAGAGAUAGCUUCAGAGUGGGGAUUGGGAUUACACAUUGUCAAAUUUCUUGGAAGCGUUUUGAAUUGAGUGAGUACUGAUUGCCUACCUUUAGCAGCAUUACGCAGAUUGCUGAACGACACCAAUAUUUUCUGCCUGACACAAGAUAAACAUUCUUCAAAUAUCCUUUUGUAUACAUUUUACA
This is a messenger RNA of Vigna unguiculata (cowpea), 2502 nucleotides long. RefSeq names its product Tetratricopeptide repeat (TPR)-like superfamily protein. Gene Ontology annotation, biological process: RNA modification. Gene Ontology annotation, molecular function: protein binding; zinc ion binding; RNA binding. The record is from RefSeq and is a predicted model, not a curated record. Lineage: Eukaryota; Viridiplantae; Streptophyta; Magnoliopsida; Fabales; Fabaceae.